Messenger RNA from Xiphophorus maculatus (southern platyfish), 1455 nucleotides. Its product is annotated as bone sialoprotein 2-like. The coding region runs from base 143 to 616 and encodes 157 amino acids. The transcript is spliced from 3 exons. Lineage: Eukaryota; Metazoa; Chordata; Actinopteri; Cyprinodontiformes; Poeciliidae. The record is from RefSeq and is a predicted model, not a curated record.
CCCCCCACCCCCUGCUGGGCCCGGCCCAGAUAAAGGAAGCAGCGCCAGCAGGAAGCUCAGAGGCAUUUCUGCACCGAAACACUGAAUCCGUCUGAUUCAGGCUCAGGAUUUAACACAACAGAGAGACGAUAAACAAUCAGAGAUGGGGCUGCUGAACGUCGCUCUCCUCGUUGUCGUUCUCCUCGCGGCGACGAUGGAAGCUAAACCAAUCCGCCACAGACACGACGCCGACAUCCCCGACAAGAACCAGCCGCAGCGGUACCUGGCGGAGCUUUCCGAAGGGUCCGAGGAAUCCUCCGAGGAGUCCUCCGAGGAAGAGACUGAGGAAGAGGAGGAGGAGGAAGAAGACGAAGAAGACGAAGUUGUGGACGUGACGGACGCCGUCACCAUCCCGCCCUUGGUGGUCGUGACCACGGAUUCGCAGACGUUCACCUCGGGAGACGGCAGCACGCUGGCGCCGGAGCCGGAACCGGACACGGCCAACACGGCCGGCCCGGUGAUCAUGGUCCGGGAGACGACGCCGGGGCCGGAGGCGACCGCCGUGACCUCUGACGUCACCACCGCGGACGUGGUUCUGACGUCACUAAGAGCUACGGACAUGAGGGGAGAUAUCUGAAACUGCGUUAUGUUUAGGUCAGGGGAGUUCACAGUGUGGAGCGGGGGCCAUUUGUGGCCCCGGCAAUGAAUGAGUGUGGCCCCUGAUUUUAUUUCAAGAUUGAUACAAGUUUCUAUUGUAUUUUUAUUUAGGACAAAAUAAAAUAUUCUGACUAUGACAGAGUGUUGGGACCACAAUAAUAAUAAUAAUAAUAAUAAUAAUAAUAAUAAUAAUAAUAAUAAUAAUAAUAAUAAUAAUAAAGAAAAUAAAGACAUAUUAAGCCGUACAAGAUUAAAGUUGUAGUUUUAGGAGAAUAAAGUCAUAGUAUUUUAAAUUUAUUUUUAUUAUUUUGACUUUAUUUUUGAAAUAUUAUGACUUCAUUCUCGUAAUUUUAUAAUUUUGUUCUCAUAGUUAAAUUUUAAUGUUUUUUUCUUAGUAUGGCUGUAAAUCUCUGACUUAUCUUGCAACAUAUUGGCUAAGACACAAAUGUUUGUUUAAAGUUUUACAUGUUUACUUUAUUUUAGUAGGUAAAAUGUGAUUUCUCCCAAUAAAAUAAUGCAAGUUAUUGAAAAUGAAUAGCAUUUUAUGUCCCAACCUUUCCUGCCACUGAAUAUUUUCUUUAUGUGGAAUAAAAAUAAUUUUUUUACACACAUAUAAUGUUUACAUACGUAACUGAUCCUCUUUUUAAUGUACUGUCCUUUAGACUUGCGAUGUUUCUCCGUCAAGCAACAUUUUAAAAAUUGUUUUAUUAAUUACUUUUAUGUAAAGCAACAAACAAAUCUGUGUGUUUGCAUGUCAGUCUUUGUCAGAUUGCAAUUUUUAACCCUGUUGGAAGUGAAUAAAGGUUUCUGUUAAAGAUU